Lachancea fermentati is the source of this 972-nucleotide messenger RNA. The record is from the annotation of a GenBank genome assembly. Lineage: Eukaryota; Fungi; Ascomycota; Saccharomycetes; Saccharomycetales; Saccharomycetaceae.
AUGCUGCUCUACCAACGCAUCCACCAGCGCUGUCCCCCGCCCCAGGUGCUCGACACCCUCCUCGCAGACCCCGCCCCGCUGUCGGCCCCCGAGUUCGUCGCGCAAUUCGCCCGCGUGCGCGCCCGCAACCCGCACUACGCCAAGACGCUCGUCAAGGCCCUGAUCGACAACUGGCCUGCCAUUGACCAGGCCGUGCCCAUCGACCCCGGCCCCACGCACCCCGUGUACCUCGACGAGUGGCUCUACGAGCAGUACGUCGAGCUGCUGCCCGUCCCGCCGCCCGGCCCCACGGCCUCCGACCUCAUCACCUACACCUUCGGCCCCGUCGCGCUCGACAUCCACGAAACGCCCCACCUGAUCUGCGCCCAGGGCACCACCGGCCUGCGCACCUGGGAGGCCGCACUGUACCUGUGCCAUUACUUACAGCAGCACCAGAACGAGCACGGCCCGGAUGGCCCCGGUCACGUGACCUCCGCCCUCGAGCUCGGCGCCGGCACCGCGCUCGUGAGCCUCGUGUGGGCCCAAUUGAACUCCACGCGCGACUUCAGCCUCUACGUCACGGACGGCGACCGCAGCCUCGUCGACACCUGCGCCAAGCCCAACUUUGACCGUAACGGGCUUGUCGGCCCGCGGUUCCACUUCCAAAAACUGUGGUGGGGCGCCGAUCCCGUGCCCAAAGUCGACCUUGUCCUCGCUGCAGACGUCACCUACGACUCAGCCGCCGUCCCGCACCUCGUGGCCUGUGUGGCCACCGCGUUGCAUCAGGGUGCCCACCACGCUCUCGUGGCGGCCACCUUGCGCAACUCAGACACCAUUCGAGUGUUUGAAGCCGCGUGCUCCGCUGCAGGGCUCAACUGCACUGUUCUACAGUCCACAGAAACCUCCGAUCCAACCGAGUUCGUGCGCAAUUGCACUUUCAAGCCUCUCAUCGCCCCCAUCCGAAUCUACGAAAUUACUCUUUGCAGCCGCUAA